This is a messenger RNA of Anneissia japonica, 1759 nucleotides long. Its product is annotated as thioredoxin reductase 1, cytoplasmic-like. Gene Ontology annotation, molecular function: thioredoxin-disulfide reductase (NADPH) activity; flavin adenine dinucleotide binding; glutathione-disulfide reductase (NADPH) activity. Gene Ontology annotation, biological process: cell redox homeostasis; glutathione metabolic process; cellular response to oxidative stress. The transcript is spliced from 14 exons. Gene Ontology annotation, cellular component: cytosol; mitochondrion. The record is from RefSeq and is a predicted model, not a curated record. Bases 32 to 1612 code for a protein of 526 amino acids. Lineage: Eukaryota; Metazoa; Echinodermata; Crinoidea; Comatulida; Comatulidae.
UGGCAAACAAAUCCAAGAGAAGUUGCUGGACAUGACUGGACAGCGCACUGUCCCGAAUGUAUUUAUAGGCGGGACACAUCUGGGCGGUGCUGACGAUACAUUUAAAGCCCAAUCUGAAAACAGACUGAUGUCACUAAUAAGCCCUCCGACCGCAGACUACACCUAUGAUCUAGUUGUCAUCGGUGGGGGUUCAGGGGGCCUAGCGGCUUCUAAGGAAGCGGCUUCCUUUGGAAAAAAAGUAGCAGUCUGCGACUUCGUGAAGCCAACACCAGUGGGAACAACCUGGGGUCUGGGAGGAACAUGUGUGAACGUUGGGUGUAUACCAAAGAAGUUGAUGCACCAGGCAGCAAUUCUAGGUCAGUCAAUAAGAGAUGCUAGACAUUAUGGUUGGGAGUUUUCGGAGGAAGUUUCGCAUAAAUGGGAGACAUUACGAAAAGGUGUGCAAGACCACAUAGGUUCCCUGAAUUGGGGUUAUCGUGUAGCGUUGCGUGACAAGUCGGUUGCCUACCAAAACGCGUAUGCUGAAUUUGUCGACCCACACACCAUCAAGUGUGUAAAUAGAAGGGGGAAGGAGACAACUAUCACGUCAGAUAAAUUUAUCAUUGCAACUGGCAUGAGACCUAGGUACCCAGACAUUCCUGGAGCCAAAGAGUUUUCAAUUACAAGCGAUGACCUGUUCUCGCUUCCCUACUGUCCAGGCAAGACCCUUUGUGUCGGUGCCUCAUAUGUAUCGCUGGAGUGUGCUGGCUUUUUAGCGGGUAUGGGCCUAGACGUAACAGUGAUGGUCCGGUCAAUAUUAUUACGAGGAUUUGACCAAGAAAUUGCUGAGCGUAUUGGCCUACAUAUGGAGAAGCAUUCUGUCAAGUUUAUUAAGAAGACCGUGCCAACAAGGAUUGAGCGUCUCAAGGAAGGAACACCGCCCUCACUGCGAGUAUUUUACAAUGAAGAUGGUGCCGAAAAACAUCUUGACGUGAAUACGGUUUUGAUGGCUAUAGGACGCGAUGCUUGUACAACAGGUAUUGGCUUGGACAAAGUUGGCGUCAUGCUUAACCAGAAGAAUGGCCAGGUCAUUGCCAAUGGUGAACAGACUAAUAUCCCAAAUAUCUAUGCUAUUGGCGAUAUUCUGGAAGGCAAACCAGAACUGACUCCAGUCGCCAUUGAGGCUGGAAUACUUCUAGCACGAAGGAUGUUUGCAGGGAGUGAUGUACAAUGUGAUUACGUAAAUGUGCCAACAACUGUCUUUACCCCACUUGAAUAUGGAUGCUGUGGGCUUGCAGAAGAAGAUGCCAUCAAGCAGUAUGGUGAAGAUAAUAUUGAAGUCUACCACACAAACUAUAUGCCAUUGGAAUACACUGUUGCUGGAAGGGAUGCGUCUGAUUGCUAUGCAAAGCUUAUCUGUAACAAAGCAGACAAGGAGAGAGUUGUUGGACUUCAUAUUCUUGGGCCAAAUGCUGGGGAGGUGACACAAGGGUAUGCAGUUGCCAUGAAGUGUGGGGCAACCAAACAACAUUUUGAUGCAACUAUUGGAAUCCAUCCAACUGUUUCUGAGCUUUUUACAACACUAUCAGUUACCAAAAACUCGGGUGGAGAUAUUAUGGCAAAAGGAUGCUGAGGUUAGACCCUGCUGUUGAAUGCCCUCUACAACUAGUUAACUAAACGAGACAUCAAGUUCAAUUUUCCAAGCAUAACAUCGCUAAUGGACACAAUAGAUGCAGUAUAUGAGGAUCUUGACAUGUUCUUGUUUAAAAGUCGUAGCUGG